Molecule: messenger RNA, 1671 nt
Organism: Gaeumannomyces tritici R3-111a-1
Lineage: Eukaryota; Fungi; Ascomycota; Sordariomycetes; Magnaporthales; Magnaporthaceae
Exons: 3
Coding region: 37-1557 (506 amino acids)
Biological process (GO): proteolysis
Molecular function (GO): metalloexopeptidase activity
Source: RefSeq, a predicted model, not a curated record
AGAUCACGCAAUGCCUGGCGCCGGUGGCUGCUUAAAAUGGCGCGCCGAAUCCCCUCGUCAGGAGAGGGGAGGCAGGCCGAGUCCAAGCGACAGAGACUGCCCGCCCCCGGCCUUCCGCAACGUCCCCCGUGCCCCAAGUCCAGGAUACCAGAUCCCGCCGCCGCCGCCGCCGCCGCCAAUAUGAAGUUUUUCCCGGCCCUCCUGGCCCUGGCGGCCUGCCUUGAUACGGUGCACGCCGUCCCCAGCAAGCGCCAGUCGACCAUUGAGCCGGCAGCGCUGCAGGCCUUGAUCACCGAGGCCGGACUCAAGGCCAGCAUCGACAGCUUCCAGCAGGUCGCCACAGCCAACGGCGGCAACCGCGCCUUCGGCCGCCCCGGCUACGACGCCUCGGUCAAGUACGUGACGGACCGCCUGUCCAAGCUCGGCGCCGGCGUGACGGUGCGGACGCAGGACUUCACCGCCACCUACUCGAGCGACUGGGUCGGCGAGAUCGCGCUCAACGGCGCCGCCGCCGCCGCCUUUGGCGUCUGGUACAGCCCCUCGACGCCCGAGGGCGGCCUGACGGCCCAGCUGGUCGACGGGCCCGCGGGCGCCGCCGCCUGCGACGCCGCCGGGUACGCCGGCCGCGACGUGCGCGGCAAGGUCGUCCUGGUCGAGCGCGGGCCCUGCCCCAGCUACGGCGACUCCUACCUCGAGGGCCGCAUGCUGCCGGCCGCCGCCGCGGGCGCUGCCGGCGUCGUCAUCUUCAGCAACCUCCGCAGCACCAGCUCGGCCGGCGGCUUCAGCCGCGCCCCCCGCAGGGGAGACAUCCCCACCGGGUUCAUGAGCCAGGCCGACGGCUUGGCCCUGCGCGCCCGCCUGCAGCGCGGCGAGGGCGUCACCAUCAAGAUGAAGACGGGCAAUGUUCUCGACCGCAGGGUCACGCAGAACGUCAUCGCCGAGACGGUCGGCGGGGACUCGAGCAAGACCAUUAUCUUCGGCGCCCACCUCGACAGCGUGGCCGAAGGGCCCGGCAUAAACGACAACGCCUCCGGGUCCAGCCUCGUGCUCGAGCUGGUCACGGCCCUCUCCAAGCUCGCCACCAGCCCGCGCUACAAGAUCCGGUUCGCGUGGUGGGGCGCCGAGGAGCGCGGCGCGUGGGGCAGCGAGCACUACACGAAGCAGCUAUCGGCGUCCGAGGCCGCCGACGUGCUCGCCUACGUCAACUUCGACAUGGUCGGCCGCGGCCUUUCGGGCGUCUUCGACGGCGACGGCUCCGCCUUCUCCAAGCCCGGUCCGGCCGGCUCGGGCGCCAUCCAGAAGCUGCUCACCCAGGGCUUCGAGGGCCAGGGCCUGGCCGUCACGCCCGUCGAGCUGACCGAGCGGACCGACUACAGGGACUUCUGGAGGAUCCUCAACAAGCCCGUUGGCGGCACACACUCGGGCGUCAGCCAGGAUCCGUGCUACCAUAGAGCCUGCGACACUGCGGCCAACGUCAACAUCACAACCUUGACCGCCCACACAAAGGCGGCUGCGUACGCUCUUGCCGUCAUGGCCAUGAAGGGGCUAGAUGUUUAGAUUCUAUCUGCUGGGAGAGAGUCGCUGUAAUGAAGAAUGCUUGUAGUUACGCCUGGUCAUCAGUCGAUAUAACAUGAUUCGGUUGUCGUCUUUAUCCAACGGAGUCUCUUUUUG